Marmota monax (woodchuck) is the source of this 3221-nucleotide messenger RNA. Its product is annotated as olfactory receptor 13C7-like. Gene Ontology annotation, cellular component: membrane. NCBI's taxonomy places the organism in Eukaryota, Metazoa, Chordata, Mammalia, Rodentia, Sciuridae. The transcript is spliced from 3 exons. Gene Ontology annotation, molecular function: olfactory receptor activity; G protein-coupled receptor activity. The record is from RefSeq and is a predicted model, not a curated record. The coding region runs from base 2127 to 3083 and encodes 318 amino acids. Gene Ontology annotation, biological process: G protein-coupled receptor signaling pathway.
CCAAGAUCCAAUUAUACUGAAGGCCCUGGCGGAAGUUUGGUGCUUGCUUCUUUUACUCCUUUUCUCCCUCCUUCUUUUCUGUCCUUCUUUCCUCCCUCUCUCUCUUCCUCUUUCUCAUCUACCUUCUUCUCUUCUUUUCUUGUCUCCCUUCUUUUCCUCUGAACAUUAUAAUCCCAUCAACAGAGUCCAAUAGCCUGCUGCUGGUCAGUGAUUAUGUGAUUCAUCCAGAAACCUCAAUUUCUUUCUUCUGUGCCGCAGCCUCCAAAGACUGAACAGGACCAGGGAUGAUUGAGGUGGGCAGUUGAAAUAACCACUUCCCAAUCCCAGAGGCCUGAGCACCUUUCUUGCCAUGAAACCUUCUAUAUGAGAGAGCUCACUUUUGCAUCAUGGAUUUAUCUCCACAAUGGACAUAGACCUGUUCUCUCUGUCACCAAAGCUUCUCCAGUGGAAACACUCUGGCACGAACAGAAGAACAAGAAUCAGAGUGGUGAUGAAAGGAUCCCUAGGGAGAAGAUGAAGAACCACCUGGCCCUGUCCUGGCUACUUGUGAUCUUCUCUGAACUUCAGUUUCCUCAUUUUUGACCCAAGAAGCCAAGGCUUGAGGUCUCUUUUUUUUCUAAUGUACUCUGCCCUCGCUUCUGUAGUGACACAAAGUACACUCUACAUGGGGCACCUUCUUCAAGUAAGCUCUCUGUGAGGAUGGGUAGAAUUAUUUGCUUUGUUGUGGAAAAAACUUGACAAUGGCAUUACAGUGGCUUUAAAUGGUCAAUUCAGAUAUAUAAGAACCUGAUUUAGAAGUUGUAACUUAGAAAACAUCUCCAAAAACACAUAGUUCAGUCAAAAAGUUACAAAAGUCACCCUUAGAGGCAUGAGGAUUCUAUUUCUGUUCUUUCAGGGGUCUGGAGCAGACUGGGGAAAUUGCAGUACUAUGGACAAUGUAACAAAUAUAGAUUCUAAGUAGACCCCAAUCUUCCUGGCCUCUGCUCAUUAAGUUCUCUCCAUGUAAGAUUCCUAGUGAAGCUGAAUCAGAAAAUUAUUAAACAUUCAUAGACUUUGACCAGAGAAGUGAGUGAGAUGAUGUCAGAGACCAACAUUUCUGAGUGUGACAGCUUGAAGCCCUCAAGUGUACUACAGGGACAAUUCAGGGACAGGCAGAUCUAGCUGGGAGAGUCCACUUCCCUGGUCAUUUUGGGAACAAUGCAGCAUCCUCAAGUUUCCUCUUUUAUGAUUUUCACAUAGACACAAAUAAAGGGCUGCACAUAUUUCUUCCUUCAAGUGUGUUAACUCUACUGAACUGACUACAGGUUUUUCAUAGAUCAUGGUUGCUUAGAUUUCCAGGGGAUGUUUGUCCUGCUUUGACUGAUAUAUUCUGAUACACACACACACACACACACACAGAGGAUUGAACUCAAUAAUAUUUUUACCAUUGAGCUACAUCCCCAGCUCUAUUUAUUUAUUUAUCUUAAAUUUUUUUUUAUAAUUUUUAAUAUUUAUUUAUUUUUAAUAUUUAUUUAUUUUUUAUUUAUCGGCAGACAUAACAUCUUUGUUUGUAUGUGGUGCUGAGGAUCGAACCCGGGCCGCACGCAUGCCAGGCGAGCGCGCUACCACUUGAGCCACAUCCCCAGCCCCAUUUUUAUCUUAAAUUUUGAGACAGGGUCUUGCUAAGUUGUCCAGAAUGGUCUUGAACUUGAGAUUCUCCUGCUUCAGUCACCCAAGUCACUAUAAUUAUAGAUGUGCUCCACCACACCCAGCUGAUAUAUCCUAACUUUGAAGGUAACUUCAGUAGAUAGUGGAUUUUAUUUUUUGAAUGAUGAUCUAAGUUGGCAUCUCAAAGGGUCCUAUAAGUUCUAGGAAAAUUUCAUUGUAAUUGAUUUUCUCUAAUACACUGGGUCCAUGGUUCUACAGUGACCAAAGUGCAUUCUAUACACAAUGACCCCUUUAAGCAAUCCCUCUGUAAGGCUCGGUAGAAUUGUCUGCAUUGCUCUGGAGAAAGCAUUACUAACAACAUUACAGUGACUUUACUAGUCAACUCAGCUAUAAAAGGGCCUCAUCUCUAAACAUACUGAUCCCAAUAAACAUGUGUGCACUAUCCUCAGUUUUCCUGAGAGUGGGAGAGAGCGUUUAAAAUGGAAGAGGCAAACCAGUCCAUUGUGACCGAAUUUGUCUUGCUGGGGCUGUCAGAUCAGCCAAGACUGGAGAAAACAUUCUUUGUGCUCAUCCUGCUCACAUACCUGGUGAUCCUGCUGGGCAAUGGCAUCCUCAUCCUGGUGACCAUCCUUGACUCCCACCUGCACACACCCAUGUACUUCUUCCUGGGGAACCUGUCCUUCCUGGACAUCUGCUACACAACCUCUUCCAUUCCUCUGGUCUUAGAUGGUUUCCUCACUCCCAGGAAAACCAUUUCUUUCUCAGGCUGUGCUGUGCAGAUGUUUCUCUCCUUUGCCAUGGGGGCCACAGAGUGUGUGCUCCUGGGCAUGAUGGCUUUUGAUCGCUAUGUGGCCAUCUGCAACCCCCUUAGAUACUCUGUGAUCAUGAGUAAGGCUGCCUAUGUGCCCAUGGCCAUCAGCUCCUGGGUGGCUGGUGGAACCAACUCUUUGGUGCAGAUCUCUCUUGCAGUACAAUUGCCCUUCUGUGGGGACAGUGUCAUCAACCACUUCACCUGUGAGAUCUUGGCAGUCCUAAAGUUGGCCUGUGCCGACAUCUCCAUCAAUGUGAUCAGCAUGGGAGUAGCCAACGUGAUCUUCCUGGGGGUCCCAGUUCUGUUCAUCCUUGUCUCCUAUAUCUUUAUACUCACCACCAUCCUGAGGAUCCCCUCAGCUGAGGGGCGGCGAAAGGCCUUCUCUACCUGCUCUGCUCAUCUUACUGUGGUGGUAAUUUUCUAUGGGACUAUUCUUUUCAUGUAUGCAAAGCCCAAAUCAAAGGACCCCUUGGGAGCAGAUAAGCAAGAUAUUUCAGACAAACUCAUCUCCCUAUUUUAUGGAGUGUUGACCCCCAUGUUGAAUCCCAUCAUCUAUAGCCUCAGAAACAAGGAUGUGAAGAUUGCUGUAAAGAAACUGGUAAGUCAGGAAUGCUUCCCUCGGUGAAGAUGAGAGGUCCCCUGGGAAAUGAUCUCUACUAAGCAUAGACCUGUUCAAUGGUCCCACACAAUAUUUUCCAAACUGUGACUGAGGACUGAAUAUCAACUCUUUAGAAUGAAAAUGAUGAUUACACUUAGAAUCAAG